AUGACGACUCCAGCGUAUGAGGAGACGCCAAUAACAAACGGAAAUGGCCAUAUAGACGCAGAUGAAGAUAUUACCAUGGACACAGGAGAGGAAGCAGCCACAAACGCAAACACCAACAUGGAAAUAGAUGCACACGUCCCGAUCCAAUCUCUUUACCACCGCUCUUCAACCCUUAUGGCGGAGGUCUGGAAACGUGUCUGCACUGCGUACUCGCGUGUCCCAGGGGUGCACAUUUUCUCCCUUGAAGAGCCGCAGCGUCGGGUUGAGAAUGCUUUCACCCCGAGAUGGAUGCCAUUGGGGCCUCCAAGGCUGGGACCAAGAGAUGGUGGCUAUGGCUGGUACUUCAGAAACGCAAACGCAGCCACCCCUUCGUUUGACGCUCACAACCCUUCCACGUAUCUCAUCGACAGCGGGUUAUGGACUGCAUGUCAACAGUCACGCAACAUCAUGUGCGAUGCAUAUGAUUUUGACAGUUGGAACCGCAUUAUUGCAUCACAUCCUGACUUACUCUAUAACGAGCUGAAGCGACAGAGUUUGAUGGAUUUCCCAAGUGCCAUUUGGGACUGGCAGAUGCCCUUGGGGGGGAAUCUAUGGACGCUCUCCUCUCUGCCUAACAUUGCGCUGGAGUUGAAUCCGGCCUGGGGUCACGGCUUAUCACCAACAGAUCAUGAGGCCAACUCAAGUCAAUAUAUUGUCAAAUACAUUGCCGAGUUGGCAUCUAUGACUUCAACAAACACUACUAUAUGGUUUGUUGAUGAAAGAUUCAGGCGAAAGACCAUUGCGCCCACGCAACAACAAGCAGCCAUGGACCUCAGACGCCGCGUCUUUCACGGCAGCGACCGCCAGUACGUGCAGGUCAUGGGCAACGGAUUUCCACUAGAUCAUGAUCAGUGGGAGCUGGUCCCUCAGAAGAUGCUCGCCAUGACGGAUCCUCCCAUAUGCGAUCCCUUUGGGCCUGGCGGUUACCUGUGGACAUGGAAAGAAGACCUCCUUGAUCCUAACGGGGAUGGGCUACACUGGAGCGGCGAGUGGUUUAUUCAUACGCUCCAAUACUAUAUCAUCCAAGCCACGGUCAAAGCUCGGAGGGAAAUGGACCGGAGGGAAGCUGAAGCCAAUGCUUUAACUGAUAGAAUUAAUGGCAAACCUGAGAAUGGCGGUUCCAACAAUGGAAGCCCUACGAAUAGCCAUUCCAACGAGAGAAGCUCUACGAGUGGCGAUUCCAACAAUGGAAGCUCCGCAAACAGUUAUUCCAAAGAUGGGAGCCCUACGUAUAGCCAUUCCAAAGAUGGAAGCCCUACGAAUAUCUAUUCAAAUAAUGGAAGCCCUACGAAUAGCAACCACAGCAAAAAGGAAAAUAGCAAUAGCGAGCAUCUUGAUGAUCAGAAUGGCGACCGUACAUCUGAUGAUGGUAGGCUUAAUGAGAAGACGAUUAAAGAAACAAACUCUUAUUCAUCCGACACCGACUUUAAUGGAACGGAAGUCAACCGAUUUGGGCUCCUUGCCGUUGAAUUCUUCUGA
Molecule: messenger RNA, 1518 nt
Organism: Trichoderma breve
Lineage: Eukaryota; Fungi; Ascomycota; Sordariomycetes; Hypocreales; Hypocreaceae
Exons: 2
Coding region: 1-1518 (505 amino acids)
Source: RefSeq, a predicted model, not a curated record